UAAAUAAAAUCACAUUCGUUUUUUUCUAAUUUUCAGUAUACGUUUUGUAACUUCACAAAAGCUUCGAUACAUCGAACUUGCUCAGAAAUGUUUCAACAAAGUAAACUGUGAGAGUAACGACUCUAAUAAAGAUGUACAAGAACAAUGCAACGAAGAUGAAAAAUGGUUGUACCAUUAUAUGCUUGGAAAAAUAGCAGAAAAGCGUAAAGAGGAACCUAUUAUGUAUCUAACGCAUUAUCUGAAGUCAUCGAAAUAUUUGUAUGAAAACAACGCCACAUAUCCCAUAAAAAUAAACCACAGUAAUCCAUCUCAUCUUUCUAUCGAAGCUUGUGAACUGUUUUACAGAAUUAACGCCGCCAUAAUCAAAUAUAUCGAAAACCAAGAAUCAAUCCGAAGACCCACCGGAAAAUAUUUUAAAAAAAUACUGAAAGAACUGUCUUCUAGUCCAUUUGCUGUAAACCGAGCCAAAAUCAACGACGUAGCGUUAAAGAAAAAGCUUAACGUUCAACAAAACUGCGAUUCGGAACUGGAAUCGCCUUCUACAGUUCCCCAGAGCUCGGUCAGUGUUCAAAGUGUGAAGGAAGUUGAUAAUUCUCUGAAAAGUCAGGAACCUCUCGUACAAGACGAAGGAAAGCAAUUAGAACCCGAAGUAAAUCAAAUAUCCAGAAGAGAAUCACAGGAAAGCACAAUUGGAACUAAUACGUCAUCUACAUCAAGUAACGAAACAAAUUCUUCUACGUCUGGAACAGUGACCCCAAAUUCUGAACAAGAGUUUAGCUCUGAUUCAGAGAGCGCAACAUCGUCCGAUGAUGAGGUGGACAUCAGUAAUGAAGAACGAGAUUGCAUUUUUAAGGAUUGCAUAAAGAAUCUUGAAGAAUGUGUAACUAGAUUUCCAGAACACUAUAAAUCAAUUUAUCGGUUGUCGUAUCACUACAUGAAAGCACCAGGAUCUACAAGAUCCAUCGACGAGGCUCGAAAGUUGUUGUUAAGUUCAUAUAAAACCACACUUGGAAACUAUGUUGCUGGGCUAUUUACUGAAAGGCGUAACAACAACUUCUUCAACGGAAUUUGGAGAAUACCUUCAUCUGAUAUUGAUAGACCAGGAAGCUUUGCAUCACAUCUUUCAAAAUGCGUCGACAUUCUUUUAGAAUUGCUGAGACAGAGCAACGACCACGAAAUGCUCCUGGAUUUAACUAUUCAACUAAACCGUACUCCGGAUACUGAUAAAAAAUAUCUGAAUGACUGUGAUCGCCAUAGAAUUUGCCGAAAAGCAUUUGAUUUUUGUGUCCAAGUGUUCCAAACAACGUUAUACAAGUUUUCUUCAGAGAAUGAAGAUAAAGGGAUUCUGAGCACUAUGGUGGACAUUUUCAAAGCUUAUAGAAAAUCAAUGAAACAUUUUCAGGAGAAGGAAUCUGUGUUUUCCAACAUUCUUGUGGAAGCCUAUAGGACAUAUGUAGCUAACAAAGCUGUAAUUCCAGAAAACGCAAAUUUAUUAGAUUUGGCAGUCAAGUUGUGCACAUACGAUAUAAACUACCGUAAAGCAAUGGAUAAGAUUUCCAACACGGGAAAAGUCAUUCAAACUGGAUCAGAUUCUGUCACAACGAUCAUUACGCCGAUGCAACCGAUUUCUGCCACUUUUAUUCCAGGGUUAACAAAAACCCGCAAAAGUUUUAACAAACCGUUGGAAAGUCCAUCGGUGCCACUUAUUCAGAAUCUUACAGAAAAUGAACAGCUGUACAAAAAUCCCGAAUGCGAUUCCAAUAUUAUAAGUAUGAUGAUGAACCAAGGAAUGCCUAACCGAGAAGACAGAAGCCAAGAAGUAAUUGAUUUAUCUACAGAUGUAGAAAACAAACCUCACACCUAUCCCUCGUUAGCAACUGAUUUAACGGUUCGGAAGCCAUCAUCAGUGUCCUUUGUAAAGAAUACUCAUGGAAGUAUGGAUCUUGAUUCAGAUACAGUAAUGGCAACAAAAAACGAAGGAAAGUAAGUUAUUACGUAUGUGAUAUAAAUAAAAUUGUCAAAUUUUGAAUUUAAA
This is a messenger RNA of Uranotaenia lowii, 2035 nucleotides long. Its product is annotated as calcineurin-binding protein cabin-1-like. The transcript has 6 exons. Gene Ontology annotation, molecular function: nucleosome binding. Lineage: Eukaryota; Metazoa; Arthropoda; Insecta; Diptera; Culicidae. The record is from RefSeq and is a predicted model, not a curated record. Gene Ontology annotation, cellular component: nucleus. Bases 179 to 1987 code for a protein of 602 amino acids. Gene Ontology annotation, biological process: chromatin organization.